Molecule: messenger RNA, 349 nt
Organism: Prorocentrum cordatum
Lineage: Eukaryota; Dinophyceae; Prorocentrales; Prorocentraceae
Source: the annotation of a GenBank genome assembly
GACGCUCAGCAUCCAGUUGGGCACGCCGGAGACGUUCGAGGCGAAGAUCGAGGGGAUGCAGAACGAGCUGGGGCUGUCGCCCGUGGACCACGUGCCCAUCCAGUACGUCAGCGAGACGGACCUCGUUCAGGAUCUCCUGCCGCAUUUGUCCUCGCUGCUGUUCCUCAUCCCGAUGCUCCUUGUAGCGCGGGCCAUGAGCGGGGGCAUGGGCGGCCCUGGUGGCAUUGGCGGCGGAGGACCAGGAGGCAGAAAUAUAUUCAGCAUCGGCAAGGCGUUCCCGUCCGGGCAGAAGGACGUGAAGUCCAAGGUGAAGUUUCACGACGUCGCUGGCCUGGAACAAGCCAAGAAG